AUGAGACAACAUUUAAGUAGGGUUCGAGUAGAUUUUCCAAAUAAACUAAAACAGUUAUGGCAUUCUGAACCCGGAAAACGGCCAACUUCUAGCAAAUUGUAUGACGUUUUGUUUAGGUGGAACAACGAAAUUAUAAGUAAAAAGAAAACAAAGUUUUAUCAGCAAUUUAAAGAAAUAGAGAAAGGGAAAUUUAAUAAAAAACAACUUUCCAUUUCAACUAAUUUGAUCUAUCGAGUUCAUUCCCGAGCAAUUUACACCAGUCGCUUAUUAGACUUCAAAAAUCUUCCCGAGCCGCAAAACAGUAAAGAAAUUAAUGAUUUAUUCUAUCGAACCAAACAGUUUGAUUUAGAUAUUGUUUCCACCGAAGAAAUUAAUGAAUUUAAUAGAGAACAAACCGAGCAACGAUUACAAGCUCAAAUCCAAAUUCCUCCUAAAAACAAAUUUGAAAAAUACUUAGAAAAAAUUGAAGACCCCAAUAAUCAUGAAGGAGUAAAUUAUGACUUGCCCGAAAGCCCAACUCCCUUACAAAUUUCUAAGUUUAAAUUAUGUAAAAAAAUGUUGGCUUAUCAAUUAGAAACUAAUUCGUCUGAUAAAGAAAUCGCCGACAGAAUUGAUUUAAGCGUAGCUGAAACUCGUGAUAUUCUUUUCUGUUGCAUCGAAAAAUUUACUCUUGACAGACUAUUGACCUAUGUUAAUACUAUCACUAAAGAGUUAAUCCUAAAAAUGUUAGAGAAAAUGGAUAAACAAAUCUUAAAGCCUCUUGAAUAUUAUGAAGAACAAGUUUCUCAAUCAAAACAAGAGGAGAGGGAAUUGGUUUCUUCCUCCCAAGAACAAGAACAAUCAAUUCA
Molecule: messenger RNA, 848 nt
Organism: Racocetra fulgida
Lineage: Eukaryota; Fungi; Glomeromycota; Glomeromycetes; Diversisporales; Gigasporaceae
Source: the annotation of a GenBank genome assembly